Phanerochaete carnosa HHB-10118-sp is the source of this 2888-nucleotide messenger RNA. RefSeq lists its product as uncharacterized. Lineage: Eukaryota; Fungi; Basidiomycota; Agaricomycetes; Polyporales; Phanerochaetaceae. Gene Ontology annotation, cellular component: plasma membrane. Bases 34 to 2577 code for a protein of 847 amino acids. The transcript is spliced from 10 exons. Gene Ontology annotation, biological process: amine metabolic process. Gene Ontology annotation, molecular function: primary methylamine oxidase activity; copper ion binding; quinone binding. The record is from RefSeq and is a predicted model, not a curated record.
GCUUUGUCUACGCCAUCCUUGUCGUCUGAGGCCAUGCACGGAGGCUACGAGUUGCUGAAGGAUCCCGGCGAGCAGCCUGCUCCGCCUAACAGAAGGAUCCGGAGCAGUCGUCGCGUCGCCUUAAUUGUACUGAUCUGCGGUGCGAUCCUCUUUACCACGCUCUACGCAUUCGCGCCCAAGGUUCGCUUGCUCGAUGACUCCACCUGCCGGGUCCAGCCUACUCCUGCAGCGGAGGACCUGCUUGCUCCUGAAAAGCCCCUCGGGCAAUGUGCUACUUCUAGCCCGAAGGCCGCUAAGGCUCCCGCACCGGUAAACCUCUGGUCUUCGUUGACAGUCAGCGAGACCGUUGCUGUCUACAACUGGCUGAACAACCCUGGCCGUGGCCUGAACCUCACGUCCCCGGAGACUGCGAUCGUAUCUGACAACAUCAUCUUCCACAUCGAGGUGUAUCGUCCAUCCAAGGCCGACGCACUUCGCUAUUUAGAGUCUCCCGUCGACGUCAACCUCCCCGAGCAGUAUGCGAGGGUUACCAUUCAUCAUGCCGCCCGCACCACUGAGGAAGGUGGUCCGGUGAUCAAGGAUUACUUGGUUGGACCUCUGCCUGUCGGCCAGAACACUUCCAUGCGCGAGUUGACAGAGAUCUACCAUCGCGAAGACAUUCCGUACAAUGCAAGAGGGUUUUCCUUGCCUGCAGAGUUUACACCUCUGUUAAUGAAACACAUGCCUCGCUCAGCCGAGGUCACCAAGGAACUUUUCGAUGGGGUCGCUUUAGGUCUUCCAAACGACACCCUCGUCGCAGGUUUGACAGGUCCCUUCAGCUUCGACGGUACUUUCCGCCGCACAUGGGUUAGCUGGCGUAAAAACGUCGCUGGCGCUUGGCUGCACCCAGUAGGUUUCUACCUGUAUAUCGACUUCUCUGGCACCGACUCUAACCAGUGGGAGGUGCUAAAGGUCGUCUACAACCGCCAGAUCUUUUUUACCUUUGACGAAUUCCUCCAGGCCUACCACAACGGUACCCUGAGCCGCCUUCCGUCUCGGCCUGAUCAGACCAAUGAUACUGAUUGGUCGACUCGGUAUCGCCCCAAGGGCCCGCCUCGAGACCUUGAUCACCUCCCGGGGCCGCGCCAAGUUUCAUUCGCCGGUCUGAGAUUCAGAAUCGACAGGGAGCUCCAGUACAUCAGCUGGCUCGGUUGGGGAGUAUAUCUGGGCUUCGACAGAGAUAUGGGCUUGAGUCUGUGGGAUAUCAGGUUCCUCGGCGAGAGGAUUGCCUAUGAGAUCUCGCCGCAAGAUGCUCUUGCUCAGUAUGCUGGCAAUGAUCCUAUGCAGACAACGACAGCGUGGCUCGACCGUUUCUUCGGCAUGGGCUCCGCCGUCCGCGACAUGCUCCCUGGCUACGAUUGUCCCUACGAGGCGGUCUACCUGCCAGCGACGACAUAUACCGGCAUCGGCAGCAUCACGCGCGAACGUGCGAUUUGUGUCUUUGAACAUGACACAGGACGACCCAUCACGCGGCACACGGGAUUUAGAGAUGGCGAAUUCGGUGCUGUGAGGGGUUAUAUCCUCACAAUUCGCAGCAUCUCUACUAUCGGAAAUUAUGACUACAUGUUCGAUUACAUCUUUCACAUCGACGGCACGAUUGAGGUCAAGGUUUCGGCUUCUGGAUAUCUCCAGGGAGGCUUCUGGGAGCCUGCGCAGACGGGAUAUGGCACAGCAAUUCGUGACACUACCAUGGGCUCUCUCCACGAUCAUGUCAUCAACUUCAAGGUUGAUCUCGAUAUCGUCGGCACGGAGAACUCGCUUCUAUUUACGCACACCGACACUGAGGAGGUAGAGCAUGAUUGGUUUGAUGACGACUGGGGCAAGACCACUAUUCAACAGAAGAUCACGCGCGAGAUCAUAGAGAAUGAGAACCAAGCGCUGCUGAAGUACCCGAGCAACUUCCAGGGCGGGUAUUCAUUCGUCAAUCAGGAGAAGAAGAACCGGUGGACCACCCCGCGGGGGUAUGCAAUCCACCCAGGAUAUUCGCCUGUGCACAACACGGUCGUCGGCUCUAAGCGUCUUCUCAAGAAUGCCAAUUGGGCGCGUUAUAAUCUCGCCGUCUCCAAGCGCAAGGACGUCGAGCCCACCUCGAGCAGCAUGUGGAACCUGAACCUGCCCGGCAAGCCUAUGGUCGACUUCCACCGGUUCUUUGACGGCGAGAACAUCACACAAGAGGAUCUCGUCGCAUGGGUCAACGUCGGCAUGCACCACCUACCGCAGACCGAGGACGCGCCGAACACACGUACGAAUGUCGCCACGUCGAGCUUCUUCCUCACGCCGCUCAACUACUUCGACGCGGACGUCUCGCUCGACUCGGUGAACGCGGUCCUGCUCACGCCACCAGAAAUUCCCGGCGCGCCGUACGCUUUCGACGACUACGGUGUCGCACCCGCGCACUGCGUGCCGCCCGAGGUCCCACCGUUCGAGUACGCGGGCCUCAGCGCGUUCGGCCUUGACGGCGCUGCGGCGCCGCCGGCGAGCGCGGAGGAGAUGCGCAAGGCCGCAGAAUUGUACCACCGGAUCAAACUGGAGCUCUGAAGUGUUCGCGCAUGCGAUGUGGCAAGGGUUGAGAGCUCGUAAGAUAGGUAGGAAUAGAGACAGAAAGAGUACAGGAUAGCUAUCGCUACAAGGUGCUACUCGGUAAUCGAUAAAGAGCGUGGGCAGAGAGAGCUACAGCGUCUGGAGGAGGCAAGAGUGUCUAGCAAGUAAACAACGUUCUUCUUCUAAGUUUCAUAGCCGUUCGAAUAUCUGCGCGGGCCGUGAUGGCCCGCUGUCAAUAACGGUGCGCGAAGGUGCCUGGGGCUUUUACGCGGACACGAAGGUGAAAGUCUGGAGCGGACAAUGAGCAC